AAAUAUAAUCUUAAAUUCAAGCCAACCUAACAUCAUUAAAUACCAAAGCGACAUUUUUCUUUAGUUUUUUUCCCCUAAAAUUUCUAUAUCAAACUCCCAUAUAAUUCAUUCAUAAUAAAAACUUAAAAUAAAGAUAAAUAAAUCCACAUAUUUCAAAGCCUUAAAUUAAUUUUUCCUCUUCCACCAAAAAUAAUGUCCCUUCCACUCAAGAACUUUUCUGCAAUUGUACAUUUAAUUUCCCCAAAAUCAUUUCCCUCAUUCCGCAAAAUGCACACAACUAGAUUAUCGGCAGCGAAAAGGGAGAUAGACCCAUCAGCUGAAUCGAAAAACCCAGAUGAUGAUUCUGUAACGAAACUUCGUGUCUUUGUAAGGAAAAAGAGAGCUAAAAAAACCGUUCAAGCUAUAGUUGAAGCGAUUAAGCCUGAAACUUUUGAUCAAAAGCCUUGCAGCCUACCUGAAAUUGAAGAUUUUGCAUAUGGGAAGCAAAGCAGUUUUUCUCGUUCGAAUGAAGUACAGCCUCCUUCCGACUGGGAAAAGGUCAUUGAAGGAAUUCGCAAAAUGAGGUCUUCUGAAGAUGCGCCUGUGGACUCGAUGGGGUGUGAGAAAGCCGGCGUUUCACUUCCUCCCAAGGAAAGGAGAUUCGCAGUUCUCAUUUCUUCUCUGUUGUCGAGCCAAACGAAAGAUCAAGUUACUCAUGGAGCUAUUCAGCGGCUUCUUCAAAACGAUUUACUUUCAGCAGAAGCCCUCGACAAAGCUGAUGAAGGUGCCAUCAAGGAAUUAAUCCACCCUCAGGUCGGUUUUUAUUCAAGAAAAGCAAGCAACAUGAGAAAAGUCGCAAAAAUUUGUCUCGACAGGUACAAUGGAGAUAUUCCUAGCACAUUAGAGGAGUUGCUUGAGCUUCCCGGGAUUGGCCCCAAAAUGGCUCAUCUGGUCAUGAAUGUGGGAUGGAACAAUGUACAAGGAAUAUGCGUAGACACUCACGUGCACCGUAUUUGUAAUCGCCUCGGAUGGGUUUCACGUCCGGGCACUAAGCAGAGAACUUCAACGCCCGAGCAGACGAGAGAAUCUUUGCAGCUAUGGCUUCCUAAGGAGGAAUGGGUUCCCAUCAAUCCUCUUUUGGUAGGUUUUGGGCAGACCGUGUGCACUCCGCUUAGACCGCGUUGUGGCAUAUGCGCAGUGAGUGGGUUUUGCCCGUCGGCCUUCAAAGAGGCACCUAACCCGUCGUCCACACCAAAGAAAAAAUGAGCCGAUCAUUCGUUGAUUGUUUGCACAAAGUAUGUAGAAUUUUGAUGUAUUGUUAAGGCUCUCUUGCAAUUGUAUGUUGUGAGGGUGAAGGUAAUGUAGAGUUUCUACCUUGAAAAAACCCUAGUAAAUAUAGCCUUUAGAUUUUAAUUAUCUUACUUGUAAGGCUACCAUGAAUUUCUCAAAUGUGUUUGAAUAUGUAUGAUGAUUGGGGCUGGCCUAGUUGGUAAUUUUAAAAUAUUUUGGACAUCACAA
Salvia miltiorrhiza (redroot sage) is the source of this 1497-nucleotide messenger RNA. Its product is annotated as endonuclease III homolog 1, chloroplastic-like. The record is from RefSeq and is a predicted model, not a curated record. Gene Ontology annotation, molecular function: oxidized pyrimidine nucleobase lesion DNA N-glycosylase activity; DNA binding; 4 iron, 4 sulfur cluster binding. Gene Ontology annotation, cellular component: chloroplast nucleoid; nucleus. The coding region runs from base 193 to 1245 and encodes 350 amino acids. The transcript is spliced from 10 exons. Gene Ontology annotation, biological process: nucleotide-excision repair; base-excision repair; base-excision repair, AP site formation. Lineage: Eukaryota; Viridiplantae; Streptophyta; Magnoliopsida; Lamiales; Lamiaceae.